This is a messenger RNA of Penicillium atrosanguineum, 1005 nucleotides long. RefSeq names its product Bax Inhibitor family protein. The transcript has 2 exons. The coding region runs from base 1 to 1005 and encodes 334 amino acids. The record is from RefSeq and is a predicted model, not a curated record. Gene Ontology annotation, cellular component: mitochondrial inner membrane. NCBI's taxonomy places the organism in Eukaryota, Fungi, Ascomycota, Eurotiomycetes, Eurotiales, Aspergillaceae.
AUGGCUUUCUUCCUGCGGCGUCCGUUCGCCGUGUCCUCGGCACUGCGCCAGGCACCUAAGCUCUCAAACACCGCUCGUUUCAUUCACAACUCUCCGAUCAAGCCCACUCAGGCCCCCAAGCCCUCUGCAGCUGCCUCCACCAUCUUCGCCAAGUCUCGCCAGACCUUCCAGAAUGCCUUCCGUCGCACCUACAUGCAGCAGACCUUCAACCCUUCUUCCGGUAACUUCACGCAGAAGCUGCUGUACGGCGGUGCCAUCGUUGGUGGUACCAUCUUGGCCACCAACUUCAUCUUCAACCGCGAGACCCGCGAGGACGGCGGAAUGCCCGCUUACGAGCGUAGCUUCCUCAACGAGACUUUCAUGCACACUGGACUUGGUAUUGCUAUCAUUGGCAUUGCUGCACGCGCACUUCACUCCAAUGGUUGGUCGUACCGCCUCAUGUCCAUGAACCCAUGGCUCGUUCUCGGUGUCGGCCUGGUUGGCAGCAUUGGCUCGAUGUACGGCACUUUUUACACCUCCCCCGAUAACUACGCCGUGAAGUAUGGCUUCUGGACCCUGUUCAACCUUACCCAGGCUGCGCUCCUCUCCCCUCUGAUGUUCCACAACCCUGCUCUGCUCGCCCGUGCUGGUCUGUACACUGUCGGUCUCAUGGGCUCGAUUGCCUUCGUUGGCGCCACCGCCAAGCAGGAGAAGUACCUGUAUCUCGGAGGUCCUCUUCUCGCAGGUGUCACCCUCGUUGCUCUUUCUGGUCUCGCACCCAUGGUUCUUCCCGUCACCGCUGCUCGCACCCUGAUGUGGUCUGAGCGUAUCUGGCUGUACGGUGGUCUGGCUGUCUUCGGUGGCUUCACUCUCUACGAUAUCCAAAAGAUCCUGCACCACGCCCGUCUCUCCGAGCGUGGCUACAUGAAGCGUGAUGUUGUUAACGAGAGUGUCAGCCUUGAGCUUGACUUCAUUAACAUUUUCGUUCGCAUGGUGCAGAUCCUCAGCAUGAACAACCGGAAGUAA